Messenger RNA from Microcebus murinus (gray mouse lemur), 1497 nucleotides. The record is from RefSeq and is a predicted model, not a curated record. NCBI's taxonomy places the organism in Eukaryota, Metazoa, Chordata, Mammalia, Primates, Cheirogaleidae.
UGGCAGAGGAGGGAGGGGACGGGCUGACAGAGGAGAGGAAAUUCCCUUGGAACCUGUUUCUCAGCCUCCUGGGCUUCCUGGCCCAGCUAGGGAGCUCGCUGGAAUUAGAGGCCCGGCUGAAGACCCAGGCCGCCAUGGCCUCGGCCCUGCACCCACCCAGGGCCCCCAAGCCCAGGAGUGCCCUGCGCUCACACUACUAUGAGAGCUUUCUGGAGAAGAAGGGGCCCUGUGACCCGGAUUACAAGAAGUUCUGGGCAGGACUCCAGGGCCUUACCAUCUAUUUCUACAAUAGCAAUCGGGACUUCCAGCACGUGGAGAAGUUAAACCUGGGCACAUUUGUGAAGCUCAGGGACGAGGCUCCCAGAGGGAGCUCAUGGGACCCUGGAACCUACUUCAGCCUGGUCCUCUCCAACCAGGAGAUCAAGUUCAAGGCAGAGAGCCUGGAGUCUCGGGAGAUGUGGAAAGGCUUCAUCUUCACGGUGGUGGAGCGCCGCGUCCCCGCCAAUCUGACCCUGCUGCCCGGACAUCUGUACAUGAUGGCUGAGGCCCUGGCCAAAGAAGAGGCGCGCCGCGCGCUCGAGACGCCCUCGUGCUUCCUGAAGGUGAGCCGGCUGGAGGCACAGCUGCUCCUGGAGCGCAACCCCGAGAACGGAAACCUGCUGCUGCGGCCCAGCGGGGACGGCACCGACGGGGUGUCGGUGACUACACGACAGAGGCUCAACGGGGCGUACGUGUUCCGGCACUACAAGGUGAAGCGGGAAGGCGCCAAGUUCGUGAUCGACUUGGAGGAGCCGUUCUCCUGCUCCUCGCUGGACGAGGUGGUCAACUAUUUCGUGACGCACACCAACAGGGCACUGGUGCCCUUGUUGCCGGACGAGGACUACGAGAAGGUGCUAGGCUACGUGGAAGCGGAUAAAGAGAACGGCGAGAGUGUGUGGGUGGCGACCUCCGCCCGGCGCCCAGGUCCUGCACCUGCCACAGGCAGCCCCAAGCUGCCGCCUCCUGAGUCCCUGCCUCUGUCCAGCCAGAACAAGGUGCCUCUUUUACCUCCCCUGCCCCCGCUGCCAGGCCAGGAGGAGGACUACGUGACGCCCAUUGGAGACGCCCCGGCUGCUGAAUACGAGAACCAGGACGUGCCUUCCCCUAGUGGGCCCAUUAUCCCGAAACCCAAGUUGGCAAAAGUUCAGGCAAAGCUUCCAAGGCCACCCACCGCACCCAAGCCAGACCUCAAACUCCUGAACAGCAGCCUCACCAGGAAGCCGGCCGCCAGCGAAGCUCAGUCUUUCUCUGCCACAGCAGGUGCGGGGCCUGGGGAUCCAUGCAGGGCAGGCUUCCCAGGGCUGGCAGAGGUGACCGCGGAGCUGCAGGAGAAGCUGCAGAGGCGGCGGGCCCUGGAGUACUGAUGCGGACGCGGCGGGGGACCGGCGGCCAGUCUUGGGGCAUCAGCCCAGCAGGCAGCUCCUGUCUCCCGGGAUUAAAACUCAAGUGACCUCCAGA